AAAAUUUCCCUAAACACGGACAUCGUAAAACCCUAGUAAAACCCUCGCGUGCUUGGAAAUGGCGUUUAACUCAAUUCUUCGCAAGUCGGGUUCUUUUGCGAGGGCUCUUGCUGUCGCGGGUCAAUUGACGAAGAAUAGCAACCUGGGUCAUCGCUCUCUACACUUCACCGCCAUCAACCAGCACCAGCACAAGGAUUCGUUUGUUCCAAGGUUCCACUUUUCUUCUGUAGCUUCCAAGAAGAAACCAACCUCCGAUGAGAACCUUCUCCGGGUCAUCGAAUCCGAAAUCGAAUGCGCCCAGGAGACCGAUGAUCACAACGCAGCUGAAGAGGUUCCGGGUAAUUUUCCGUUUAAGAUAAUUGAUAGUCCCGGACAACAGACUAUAAUGCUCGAGAGAACGUACCAAGACGAGGAAAUUAAGGUGGAGGUUCACAUGCCGGAUUUGGUCACUGGGGAAGAAAAUGACGAUGAUAAUGAUAAUCAGAGUGAAAGAACUGCUCAGUCAAGUAUUCCACUUUCAAUCAGUGUUCAUAAGAAGGAUGGACCCUAUCUAGAGUUUAAUUGCGUGGGUUACCCUGAUGAGAUUGUUAUUGACGGCUUGUCGGUUAAGAAUCCUGAUCUCACUGAGGAUCAAGUUGCUUAUGAGGGACCAGACUUCCAGACCUUGGAUGAGAAUCUGCAGAAGUCCUUCCAUAAGUAUUUAGAAAUCAGAGGAAUCAAGCCUAGCACAACCAAUUUCUUGCAUGAGUACAUGAUCAACAAGGACAGUAAAGAGUACUUGGUAUGGUUGAACAAGCUCAAGAGCUUCGUGCAAGCAUGAGCCUUCACGUCUCUUUUAUGUGCUUACUGUCGUCAUUUGAAGAAAAGCAUGAAUGUUGCUGAGUUUUUGUUUAAUCACAUGCUGUACAUUCGAAGGAAAAGAUACCAAGGAGAUUUUACUGGUUUAGCUGUAGCUCCUAUUGGUUAUGGAAGGUAGAUUAUGCCUGAAAAUGUUUGGUUAAUUUGAUGGACAAAAUUUAGAUACAAUAAUUUAAAUGCUAUUACCAGUGCUGUACUCCAAUUAAAGUUGAUUUUACCAAAUUUAUCUAUUCGCCUUCCCAGGGAUGCUUUGUUAAGAAACUUUUCGCUGGGAUAUACGUGUUUGAUAUUUGGCUAAAAGCAUGUAUUGGAUGCAUGUCUUAAACCUCUCUUAUUUUCCAUUGAGUAAAUUGCUGUCUUUCUUCA
This is a messenger RNA of Glycine soja, 1224 nucleotides long. RefSeq lists its product as uncharacterized. Bases 59 to 820 code for a protein of 253 amino acids. The record is from RefSeq and is a predicted model, not a curated record. Gene Ontology annotation, cellular component: mitochondrial matrix. NCBI's taxonomy places the organism in Eukaryota, Viridiplantae, Streptophyta, Magnoliopsida, Fabales, Fabaceae. The transcript is spliced from 3 exons.